CCGCAAGCACGCUAGUUUUGUAUCGUUGGUGAAAAUCAGCAACGUGGUUUGGAAGGCGACGAGGUAGCGUGCUCUGGUUUGAUAUUUGAGGAUUGUUGCAAUCUAUCUUUUUGCAAUGACUGAAGGUAAAUCGCCUUCUGCCAAACCGGCCAAAAGCCUGCUGGCGUUAAAUCCGAGCGAGGAGGCCGAAUUUAAGAAGAAAGUACAGGCAGUGAAAACGCGUCCCAAAAAAGGUGAACCGUUGAACCCCGGAGUCGUUUACGUGGCCCACCUUCCAAAUGGGCUCUUUGAGCCCCAACUCCGACAGUAUUUCGAACAGUUUGGGACUGUGCUGAGGUUACGACUCUCCAGGAGCAAGAAGACUGGUGGGAGCAAAGGUUAUGCUUUUGUGGAGUUUGAUUGUGAUGAAGUGGCCAAAAUUGUUGCAGAAACCAUGAAUAAUUAUCUCAUGGGAGAAAGACUAAUAAAAUGUAGCCUGGUGCCUCCCGAGAGGGUCCACAGCCGGCUGUUCGUUGGAUCUAAGAAGGUCUUUGCAAAGCCUUCAUUACCUGCUGUGAAGCGCUACAAUAAGAAGCGUACAUCAGAAGAGACCAAACGCAUGACCGGCAAACUACUACAGAAAGAAGCCAAACUGCGCAAGAAGUUAGCAGCGAAGGGAAUCGACUAUGACUUCCCCGGAUUUGCUUCUCAGUUGUCCAAAAAUAAGACGGCAGCAGAUGACACCAACGCUUCUAUUUGCAGUCAGGAUGUUACCCCUGUGUGCACUCCAUCUGUCCUGGAGAAGAGGAAGUCUGUUAAAAUCGAUGACGACGACGAGGAUGAUGAGAUCAUAAUCAAAGCCCAACCCACACCAAAGACGUCUAAACGAAAAAAGACAACAUAGAUGGAAAUGUGUUCAUCUGAGGACUGAUAACGAAUGGACAAUGCCAAUCCUCACACUAUUGCAAUAUUAAAAUUGCCUUAAAAUGCCAUGUACACACUUUUUACAAUGGGAUUAAUGUGCUAUGUCCCAUAAAUUAGUGUAUGUGGCUGUGGAUUGAUAUUUGGCGGAACUGGCGACUGGAGGAAAAUCCUUAUGAGGAUUUUCAGUGGCUCACUGUCACUGUUGACGUUUGCUUUUUGGUAAUUCACCAAUCUCUUGCAUCUUCCUGUGGGGAUAACCGGAAAUUAUCCAGAGACAGUCAGUUGAAUUCUUUGUGUAAAAUGUAAUAUGUGUCAAGCAACUUGUGUAUUUUUCAUUAAAUCUGAAUUGUAUGGCA
This is a messenger RNA of Conger conger (European conger), 1259 nucleotides long. It is a transcript of the gene nifk, whose product is annotated as nucleolar protein interacting with the FHA domain of MKI67. NCBI's taxonomy places the organism in Eukaryota, Metazoa, Chordata, Actinopteri, Anguilliformes, Congridae. Gene Ontology annotation, biological process: maturation of LSU-rRNA from tricistronic rRNA transcript (SSU-rRNA, 5.8S rRNA, LSU-rRNA). The coding region runs from base 116 to 883 and encodes 255 amino acids. Gene Ontology annotation, cellular component: nucleolus. The transcript is spliced from 6 exons. Gene Ontology annotation, molecular function: RNA binding. The record is from RefSeq and is a predicted model, not a curated record.